Hevea brasiliensis (rubber tree) is the source of this 1574-nucleotide messenger RNA. RefSeq lists its product as uncharacterized. NCBI's taxonomy places the organism in Eukaryota, Viridiplantae, Streptophyta, Magnoliopsida, Malpighiales, Euphorbiaceae. The coding region runs from base 30 to 1394 and encodes 454 amino acids. The transcript has 9 exons. The record is from RefSeq and is a predicted model, not a curated record. Gene Ontology annotation, biological process: rRNA base methylation; tRNA methylation. Gene Ontology annotation, molecular function: RNA methyltransferase activity; iron-sulfur cluster binding.
UUUUUUAGAACAAUUUUAGAUGCGAGAAAAUGGAGAUGGGUUGUAUGUGGAUGAGGCGCGUGCGGGUUGUGCUUCUUGCUAAUCACCCUUUAAUGGCCUCCCUAUCUGUUACCCUUUCAAUUCCUUAUUCUCAUCAUAGUUAUCACUCCUUUUACCCCCUUAAACAGCCAACGGUCUCCUUCUCCACCUCUCUUUUCUCUUCCACCCGUCGCUGCCUUUCCACCACCGCUUGUUCAUCGCCACUCCCUGUUGUUGAUAUGGCAGGAAAUGGCGACAUGGAUGCUAUUUCUCAGAAGGGUGCAAAGGUGCUUCUUAAGGGCAUGAGAUACUGUGAGCUUGAGCAAUGGGUUCAGUCUCAUGGAUUCAGACCUGGUCAGGCCAUGAUGCUGUGGAAGCGGCUUUAUGCGCAAAAUAUUUGGGCGCAUUAUGUUGAUGAAUUGGAAGGUUUGAAUAAGGAUUUAAAAAAAAUGUUGAGUGAACAUGCUGAAUUGAAGGCAAUAUCUUUGGAAGAUGUUCUUACAGCAUCUGAUGGAACUAGAAAGAUUUUAUUUAGGUUGGAUGAUCAACUGGUAAUAGAGACGGUUAUCAUACCUUGUGAUAGAGGUAGAACAACAGUUUGUGUUUCAAGUCAAGUGGGGUGUGCAAUGAAUUGUCAGUUCUGCUACACUGGCAGGAUGGGUUUGAAGAGACAUCUGACCACGGCAGAGAUUGUAGACCAGGUUGUAUUUGCACAACGACUUGUUGCAAGUGAAGUUGGCUCCAUCACAAAUGUUGUAUUUAUGGGCAUGGGAGAGCCACUUCAGAACUUUGAAAACGUCAUUAAAGCUGCAGAUAUUAUGGUGCAUGACCAGGGUCUUCAUUUCAGUCCUCGCAAGGUCACUAUUUCUACAAGUGGGCUUGUCCCCCAAUUGAAACGUUUUCUUCAGGAGUCCAAUUGUGCUUUAGCUGUUAGCCUGAAUGCUACAACUGAUGAGGUCAGAAACUGGAUCAUGCCAAUUAACCGGAAAUAUAACUUAAGCUUGCUUCUUGACACCCUUCGGAAGGAACUUCAGGUCAAAAAGAAUUUCAAAGUUUUAUUUGAGUAUGUGAUGCUUGCAGGAGUAAACGACAGCUUUGAGGAUGCAAAGAGGCUUAUUGAUCUUGUACAAGGCAUUCCAUGCAAGAUAAAUCUCAUUCAAUUUAAUCCUCAUUGUGGAUCCCAGUUUAGACCAACCAGUUCGGAGAAGAUGAUAGAGUUUCGAAAUAUUUUGGCAGAGGCCAAAUGCACUGUUUUCUUGAGGCACAGUAGAGGGGAUGAUCAGAUGGCUGCUUGUGGCCAACUUGGCAAACCUGGGGCUGCCCAAGCUCCCUUGCUCCGUGUUCCACAGCAAUUCCAAAUGGCUGUAAAUGCUUAGUUGAGCUUAUUUCUGAAUUUAGAUAGAUUUUGAUGCACACUGGGAUGGCAGCUCGUGAACUUUUGAGUUUCAGCUACUUCUCACCUCAUUGCUUGUAUUAGUUGGGUUAUAUUUAAGAUCAGUGAUAACCCAUACUUAUCACCUUCUAUCCAAGGAUAUUUUCUUUGUGUUGAGGAUUCA